AAAAAAUGUAAUAAUACUUGUAUUCAAAACGAGUGUGAUGCUAAGGAUAGUUAUUAUAAAACUGGAUUGGAAAUUUAUCAACAAACAAAAAAAGAUUAUCCAAAUUCAAGAAUUUGGCUUACAGGACAUUCAUUAGGCGGUUCAAUAGCUUCGUUAAUAGCACUAAAUCAUAGUCUCCCUGCAGUAGUAUUCCAAGCUCCCGGUGAACUCCUCUAUGCAAAACGAAUUGGUCUUCUUUCUUAUAACUCUGAAUCUGAAUUAAACAAUUAUUUAGAAGGAUUGCAGAUUUAUCAUUUUGGACAUACAGCAGAUCCAGUAUACACUGGUACCUGUAAUGGUAAAACUUCAACAUGUUAUCAUGGAGGAUUCGCUAUGGAAACAAAAUGCCAUCUAGGCAACACAUGUACAUAUGAUACUCGCGCUAAACUUGGUUGGAGACGCUCAAUUAUGAAUCAUGCUCUGUUACCGUUCAUUAAUAAAGUCAUUAAUGAAUGGCCUAGAAUUACGGAAGGAAAGGAAAAUAUUGCAAAGUGUGAAGUUGACCGAGAAUGCAAGGAUUGUGAAGGAUGGA
Messenger RNA from Racocetra persica, 571 nucleotides. NCBI's taxonomy places the organism in Eukaryota, Fungi, Glomeromycota, Glomeromycetes, Diversisporales, Gigasporaceae. The record is from the annotation of a GenBank genome assembly.